Molecule: messenger RNA, 744 nt
Organism: Linum tenue
Lineage: Eukaryota; Viridiplantae; Streptophyta; Magnoliopsida; Malpighiales; Linaceae
Source: the annotation of a GenBank genome assembly
AAAAGAAGACUAUAGUAUUCAACAAUGGCGCCCGAUGACUGAAAAUUACUACCACCAUCACUAAAUAUAUAACCCACAUGGCGGAAUUCCAUGGACGAUAAAUCUCACAAGUUCCUCUCAAAAUUUCGCCUCCUCUCUGUGGAUUCCAGCUACCUUACACAACAUAGCUAUGGCGAUCUUCAGCUUUGAGGCAGAGGUGACGACCUCCAUCCCUCCGGCGAAGAUGUUCAAGGCCUUCGUCGUCGACGGCGAGAAGAUCGCCGCUCAAAUCUUCCCGGAGGCCAUCAAGAGCGUCGCCUCCGAAGGCGACGGGGGCCCCGGAACCAUCAAGCAAGUCCAUUUCAACGAAGGGAGCCCGUUCAAGUUUGUGAAGGAAGUGGUGGACGAGCUGGACAAGGAGAAGCUGAUCUACGGCUACACGGUGAUCGGCGGGGAUGCUCUGAUGGCCGGAGUGGAGAAAAUCUCUUACCGUUUUAAGAUGGAGGAAUCGGCUGACGGCGGAACGAUCUGCAAGCGCAGCAGCAAGUUCUUCACCUCCGAGGAAGGAGGGAUUGGUGAGGAUGAAGUGAAGGCUGCUAAUGAAGGGAUGUGGCAGAUGUUCUGUGCUAUUUUCAAGGCUUUCGAAGGCCACCUCCUCGCCAAUCCUUCAUCUUAAGAAAAUGCAAUUUGCCCUCAAAAAGCAAGAUUAGUGUCCCAAACAUACCGAGAUCUAUGAUUAGUAUUGUAUUUUGAAUCUCAAUUUCC